AUGGAAAAGAAGAAUCAGAGCUUUGUGACUAUGUUUAUCCUUAUGGGGAUUCCCCAUGCUCCAGAACUAGAUACUGCCCUAUUUGGAAUUUUCUUAGUGAUCUAUGUACUCACCAUUGUGGGGAACCUACUUAUCUUGAUGGUGAUCAAGGUAGAAUCCCACCUUCACACUCCCAUGUACUACUUCCUAGCCUUUCUCUCCUUCAUUGACAUGUGGUUCUCUACUGUCACUGUGCCUAAGAUUCUUAUGGGUCUCCUCAACCCAGAUGGUGGAGCCAUUUCAUUUCACAGUUGUGUGGCUCAGCUCUAUUUCUUUCAUGUUCUAGGGAGCACUGAGUGUUUCCUUUACACAGUCAUGUCCUAUGAUCGCUAUCUGGCCAUCACUUACCCCUUACGCUACACUAGCAUGAUGAGUGGGAAAACUUGUGCCCUUUUAACUGGAAGUACAUGGUUCAGUGGUUCAGUGCACUCUGCUAUCCAGACUAUCUUGACCUUCCGCUUGCCCUACUGUGGCCCCAACCAGAUCCAGCAUUAUUUCUGUGAUGCACCCCCAAUUCUCAAAUUGGCCUGUGCAGAUACCUCAGCCAAUGAGAAGGUGAUCUUUGUCAACAUUGGGGUGGUAGCCUCUGGUUGUUUUUUCAUGAUUUUCCUUUCUUACGUGUCCAUUGUUCAUGCAAUCCUGAAGAUCCACACAGCAGAAGGCAGACAAAAAGCCUUUCAAACCUGUGCUUCACACUGCAUUGUGGUCCUUUGUUUCUUUGGGCCUUGUAUCUUCAUUUACCUGAGACCAGGUUCUAAAGAUGCUGUGGAUGGAAUUGUGGCUAUUUUCUACACUGUACUCACACCCUUGCUGAAUCCCCUGAUCUACACACUGAGGAAUAAAGAGGUGAAAAUAGCUCUACUCAGGUUACAGAACAGAGUAGUGUUUGCUCAAAGGAAUUAA
Monodelphis domestica (gray short-tailed opossum) is the source of this 942-nucleotide messenger RNA. Its product is annotated as olfactory receptor 10G9-like. Gene Ontology annotation, cellular component: membrane. Gene Ontology annotation, biological process: G protein-coupled receptor signaling pathway. The record is from RefSeq and is a predicted model, not a curated record. Gene Ontology annotation, molecular function: olfactory receptor activity; G protein-coupled receptor activity. NCBI's taxonomy places the organism in Eukaryota, Metazoa, Chordata, Mammalia, Didelphimorphia, Didelphidae.